CAGCCCAGGAACUUCUAUCUGUAUAUUAGACUUCCACUACUUAAUCGUCUAUAGGUAGGCAAGUAAGAAUUGUAUAGUCUAAGAUCACGGGAGCUAAAUAAUUUUAUUAACUCAUAGCUUACCCGUCCCAAUAAGAUGCUGAGAUCAAUCAACUCAUCAUCUCUACGCAUAGGAAUAAAGGGGUCAACACUAGUAAGACAAUCAUUCAUAAAGAGGUACUCAAAAUCUCAUGCUUCCUCAUCAAUCCUACCGCGCAUAGCGAUAAUCGGUGCCGGCCCAGGUGGUCUGACAUUAGGCGCCCUCCUACACAGGCACCGCAUCCCAUUCACCAUCUUCGAAUACCAGGAGCAGCCCAAAGAGAGCGACUAUGCACAGCCCUCAGGGAUGCUCGACCUGCAUCCAGACACAGGGCUGGCAGCGCUAGAAGCAUGCGCGUUGACGAGCGAGUUUCAAGCGCGCAGCGUCGAAUGCGGCGAGGCCGUCAUCGUAGCUGAUAAAGACGGCUCCGUGCUCUGGUCAAUGGAAAAUGCAGACGACAAGCAGCCUGAGAUCUCGAGGCACGCUUUAACGAAGCUCUUACUUUCGAGAGUACCUAGCGAAUACAUCCGAUGGGGUCAUCACCUAACCUCCGCACACUCUAGCACCGCAUUAAGAUCCCCAGGGAAAGACAGAGAUUACGACAAUGAAUACACGCUUCAUUUCGAGGACCGCACCAAAUCAGGUGAACUGAAUGCGGCGUCAGAAGUGGAGGUGGCAGCAGAUCUAGUGGUUGGCGCAGAUGGGGCAUGGUCGCGCACGCGCCGCAGUCUACUCGACACGCCCAAGCCCGCAGACAAGCAAAAUCCAAUAUACAGCGGGGUGCAAAUGAUAACACUCGACAUCGCAGAUCUCGCCACGCGGUAUCCCGAAUUAUCUACACUACUAGGUCCAGGCUCGUUUUUCGCGCUUGGCGACGGUAACGUGAUAAUCGCCCAGCGGGGCGCGGGCGGUGCCGCGCGAAUGUAUCUCACAGUGAGCACGCGCGAGGACGACUCGCUCGGUAUGUCGGCGACAAUGCCUCGAGGCGAAAUUCACGACAUGCUUCUCAAUGCUGCAACGACCCACGAGGCGCGCAGUUGGCGGAACUUCAGCAGCUGGGGGCCGAGGCUGCAGGAUCUAAUCACUGUCGGGCUCGCUGAGACGAAGACGGAUCUCGACAUCAGAGGGUUGUACAUGCGUCCAGUGGACGAGCUAACCUGGCGUCACCGCGCGGGUGUAACGCUGAUAGGCGACGCAGCGCAUUUGAUGACUCCGUUCGCGGGCGAGGGGGUCAAUCUAGCGCUCAGCGAUGCGCUAGGGUUAUCUCGUGCUAUUACGCAGGCUUGGGAUGCCAGUAUUGGAGCUAGUGAUAUCGAUGCUGACAGGAAGCUCGCGUUCAAGAGGUCGCUGGAUCCCCUGGUACAAGAGGCCGAGAAGGAUAUGAUCGCGCAGGCAGAGGAGUCUGCUCAAGAAGCCUGGGAUAAUUUGCAAGUCUUCGUCAGUGAAGAUGCGGCGAAGAAAGCUGCUGCUCUUUAUCAAGGUUGGUACCCUCGGCCUGCAUGAUAAAAAGCAGAAUUGUAGUCUGUUGUUACAGUCUGUAUCAUGUCUCUUUCCCAACAUUUGUCUUCGCAAUCAUGAUUAUUAGCUAAGCGACAUGUAGAUGAUGGCAGUUUGUGAUAGCAGGGUUAAUACUUCCAAUUCGUACAUGACGCUAUGGAGGCAUAUUUCAAUGGCUGAGAAGACCAAGUCCGCGCGCUUUCAUAAUACAUCAUAUAAUACGGUUAAUCCGUCCCCCAGCUGAGAAACGGGUGUGUGUAUUUAAG
Molecule: messenger RNA, 1841 nt
Organism: Xylaria bambusicola
Lineage: Eukaryota; Fungi; Ascomycota; Sordariomycetes; Xylariales; Xylariaceae
Exons: 2
Coding region: 136-1581 (481 amino acids)
Molecular function (GO): FAD binding
Source: RefSeq, a predicted model, not a curated record